AGCAGCGAUGAUUCCCAGGUAUCAGUGCGAUGGCGACCAGAAGGGCAAGAGGUUCGGUGUAUCGUUGAUUUUCGUUUCAUUUCUCAGUAGUGAGGCGUGCGAAGGAGAUACUACUCCAUAUCGUAUAUUGUCGUCGUUAAUUUGUCAUCAAUAAAUUCGUCUUAAUAAAUACGUCAUAAUGGCCGCGACUUGAGGGAUCGUUUGCUCGUGCAUGUGCGAGCUUUUUUUUGCCAUCGAGUUACGUGAAAUACGAGAGGGGAACGCGUACGAGAAAAAAAGGAAAGAUAUUGAAGUAGAGAGGAGGUGUAGGAGAAGGAGGAAGAGAAGGAAAAGAGAGAGAGAGAUAUAUAUAUAUAGAGAAAGAGAGAGAGAGAGAAACGAAGAAAAGGAAGCAAGGCAUAAAGGAGAGAAGGAAGACGAGAGAGAGAUAGAUAGAUAGAUAGAUAGAUAAAUAGAUAAAUAGAUAGAUAGAAAGAGGGAGAGAGAGGGAGAGAGAGAAAGAGAGAUAGAGAGAGAGAUAGAUAUCGUGAUAGAACGUGAGGAAAGAACGACGAAGUUUAGGGUUGUCGCGAGUGCGCGUGGGUGGGCGAGGCGUGUGCACACGGUGCGAGAGAAGAGGAGAGUGUCGCUAACGAGUAAGAUUCUUUACGAGAAGUUGUUGAAGGACGGUGGAGACGAAACGAGACGGCAACAGCAACGACAACGGCAACGGUAAUAACGACAACUGCGACAACCAUCAUGAGCGACGAUAGGAGUGAGGACGAUCCUAUAAUGGAUCUUUGGUAUAGUAAUUGGGAACAACAGUGCGUCGAGGCCCUCGAGGCUGAACCGGAAUAUGAAAAUCAACUGCACAACGUCAAGGAGAUCUAUUCGCAGCAGAUGUGGACGAGCUUCCAGACGACGGCGUCGGCCAUCGCCCAACUCUAUAAAGAUCGUACUCAGGGUGUCUCACUAUGGCUACCCUUCCAGACAGCUGCGGGUACCGUCACGUCAUUGUACAAAGAUUCGGUCGAUAGUAUGCGACGGUGCAGUGAACUAGGGAUAGAAACAGGAAAACAGAAACGUAGCAAAGAAAUAAUGAACUGGGCUAGGAAAAAGAGGCGCAUGAUCCGUAGAGAAGAUCUUUUAGCGUAUCUUGCUGGUAAACCACCUCCACCAAGACCACACUCGCACAGAAGUUCUCCGAAGCCAAGGAUGAUGGUAUGCGGUUCUUCUCCUUCGCAAAGUCCUACGCAAAGUAUGGUAGUGUCACAAACUUCGACACCUGGAAUAGAUUUGGAUCCCGAAUUACACACAUUUAGAGAAGCGAUUGCAUUGUCUGGCUCAUCAGUGUCUAGACGUACCGGAAGGCAAGCAGAAUUAUCCGCUUUUAUAAGCAACGAAUUUGCUCGGCAUCACAAACGACCUGCUUCGCAUGAUGUGGAUAUGGGAUCUCCUACGCACAAACGUUCGCGUUUCAUGUAACGGCGCGCGACGUGUAAAGUAGCCUCACUCCCUUGUUCCCUAUUAAUUAAUCAAUUGAUCAAUUAAUUACUAAUGGUUCAGCUCCCCUACGUGGUUCUCCCAUAUAGGAGUAAUCGUUUCGAUACGACGGCAGUGGUUUACAUUGUCGCGCGAGUACGUUCGUCCGUAUCUCGGUAAUCUUCCAAUAAAGUCACGAUUCUUCUUUAACUCCAAGAUAAUUCUAUAUUUUUGGAGUUACGCGACAUAGGAAGAUAUUGAAAUUGUGCCGUACCAAAAAGUGAUAUUUAUAUUUAGUUAAGGUCUUGUUUUUUCGAUCUUAUGUUUGAAUCGACUAUAUAUAUAUAUAUAUAUAAUAUACAUAUAUAUAUAUAUAAAAGAAGGAAAAAGGAAAGAUCUUUCUUUCUCUCGUGUCGUGUCAUGUCGUGUCGUGUCGUGUCGUCGUCGUCACGUUUCAUCACAUCUUGUUAUUUGUUUUUGUUUGUAAAUUAUUGUUUUGCUAAUAUAUACGUAAAUAUUUACCGACGAUCACCAACGAACGUACGGCGAUACUAUUCAAAGUGCCCAUGCAGAGAAAAGAUCACGUUGCGUUUACGUACGAUAAGUUUAUAUACGAGACUAUAUAGUUUUAUGAAGUCGACGAAAAUAUUAAGCACUUUGUCAAAAGUUUUGAAGAAAUGUAGAGAGGGAAGGAAAAAAAAAAAAAGAAAAUAUUGCUUUAAUAUAUUGUACACAUGAAAUUGUGUAUACGAAAAUAUUUAGCGCAAUCAUAAUGGAAAUUUAAAAAUUUUUCAAACAUUAUAUAAUAACAACUUGUUGGAAAAGUUUGGAUGAAAUUUUUCAUAUUACGACGAUUGACAUUUUGUAGUUAUUUUACUGCCCAACGUCGUAAUCGCGAGAAGAAAGGGGGGACAAGGAGAAUAUGUGAUCGUAAAAUAUUAUUUCAUAACCCAAAGGAUCGUUAGCUCUACUGAUCUUAAUAUUGUUAUAAUUAUUAUGCGGUUAUAGAUAAAUUUGAAAGAAAUUUGGACAUUUUUUAACACAAUAAAAAUAUUAUUUUAUACAGUUUUGUUGGCGAUAGAUAGAAGUCAAAGUAAAAUAAUGAGAGGAAGAUUAUAAGUUGAGAAGAAAAAAAUCUGGGAAGGUUUAAGAAGAAAGAAAGAAAAAUGAAGGUUUAAAAAUGUAUUGAUAAUAUUCAGAAUUGUCGGUAUAAUGUUAGUGUUUCGGAUAAACAUCGUCAACGUCAAAGAGAGUAAUUCAUAUAUAUUGUUGAUUGUACCUUCCGUACGUCCGAAACGAGUUCGAAGCUAUUUUUUAUGUAGUAUAUACUACUCAUCGUUGUUUUUAAACUCGUUUCUUCUCCAGAUGCGUUAUUUUUUUCAUUUAUCAAUGGCAAACUCUCUCGCAUUGUUAUGUACGAUACGUUGGAAAAAACAGAAACAGAUAGAGAAUCGUUGUCAUUUGUUUAUUAUAUAUUCAAUGAUUUUUUUUUUCUUUUUUUCUUUUUUUCUUUUUUUCUUUUUUUCUUUUUUGAUCUAUGAAAAUCAUAAAAACAAAAGCAACGAUUUGACCGAAAAAAUUCACAAAUUUUUUAGAUCUGUGUUCUAUUUUUUCCACGCGUAUCGGGUGCUCGUAAUCAUAUUUUUUACCGUCGACCGAAAUAUUUCAUUAUCAUGGGGGAAUAGUGGUGAUCGUGAAAUUGAAAUUGAUUAGAAAUAAGAAUAAGCUGCCAUCAAAGAGAUAGAGAGAAAAAAAAAAGAAAAAUUAACAACAACAAAACACCGAGAUUGGUUUAAAGCCAAUAUGUGUAAAACGAAGAACGCUUUAUAAACUCUUUCCUUUUGAUCCGUCAUCGAUCGUAUCAGAUUCUCGUCAAACGUUGAUUCUAUACGAUCGAAACGACAGAACAGAAUAGUUGAUUUAUUUUUGUUGGUAUGUAACAUAGGCUAGAAAUAGAAGAUGGAAUUCGCGCGUCAAGGUCUUCGUCAAGGUAUCACGAUAGGAUUUAAUAUUUCUCUAAACGUCUUGUCUUAUCUGUCAAAUAUUUCGGAGCAUUAUAAAUAACCAAUUUGUCUCCCUCAUUCAACGAACGAGUUCUUCGCAAUCUCUUCGGCGUAGACCUUGUCUCGACGAACCUGAGACAUUCUGGUGCAAUUAUGUAUAGAUAAAAAAAAAAAAAAAAAAAAAAAAACGAAAAAAAAAACAAAAAAAACACAACA
Vespa mandarinia (Asian giant hornet) is the source of this 3680-nucleotide messenger RNA. Its product is annotated as HUWE1-associated protein modifying stress responses. The record is from RefSeq and is a predicted model, not a curated record. NCBI's taxonomy places the organism in Eukaryota, Metazoa, Arthropoda, Insecta, Hymenoptera, Vespidae.